Molecule: messenger RNA, 489 nt
Organism: Ricinus communis (castor bean)
Lineage: Eukaryota; Viridiplantae; Streptophyta; Magnoliopsida; Malpighiales; Euphorbiaceae
Exons: 3
Coding region: 1-489 (162 amino acids)
Source: RefSeq, a predicted model, not a curated record
AUGGGUCAGAAACCGAAUAGGAUCACAGAGGAGGUUUGGAAUAACUGGACAGCCCAUUGGUCCUUUAAGCAGGUUCACAGGAAGCGUGUUGCUACCUCCAGGAAUCGAUGUAGCGAGACUAGUGGGGAGGGAUCAGGACCUUCACUCAAUACUAGGGAUUCGAUUUAUAUGGUUAAACGAGUCAGGAGGAUGGCACAUGAGUUAGGUCGAGACCCCGACCCUAUUGAGCUGUUCAAGGCCAUGCAUACUAGGCAGACAUUAGAUGGAGAUCAUUACCAUAAGCUUGUAGAAUCUGCUUCUCAACCAACUGAGGAAUCUACACAGCCAGCAAAGCCAGACACGAUGGAGUUAUUCCUCCAAGCGGCAGACGGGGAGAAGAAGCACCAUAUCUAUGGCCUGGGUGCUAAGGCACUCUCCUUUAGCCAUUAUUCAUCUUGCAGCUCCACUACCCGGUCCCAAGGUACAGAUAUACCAGAUCCGUCUCUAUAA